UAAAGUCAGAACAACAUGUCCUCUGUCCAGCUGGUCUCAAUCGUCCUCGUCCUCCUGGCUUUGCUGUUGGACAGCGGCAUGUCUCUCGUCCUCCCAACGGACUGCAGCGACAUCAUCAACAACGACAGCAGCAGACCCAGUGGAGUUUACACCAUCUACCCCAUCGGAUCCACCUCUGCUGUCCAGGUGUACUGUGACAUGGACUCACUGGGCGGACGGUGGACGGUGUUCCAGAGGAGGAUGGACGGCUCGGUGAACUUCUACCGGCCCUGGGAUGACUACAAGACGGGCUUUGGUUUCGCUGCCGGAGAAUACUGGCUCGGUCUUGAGACUCUCUUCCACCUGACUCUGAGGAAGAAGUACGAGCUGCAGGUGGACAUGGAGGACUUUCAAGGCGGCAAAGUUUUCGCUCGGUACUCCUCGUUCUCCGUGGACCCAGAGGCCUUCGGGUUCACUUUGCAUGUUUCUGGAUUCACUGAUGGAGGGGCAGGAGACUCCAUGAGUUUUCAUAACGGACAGAAGUUCUCCACCUUCGACAAAGACCAGGACUCUUCGACUGUUAACUGUGCCAGAACAUACCUGGGGGGGUUCUGGUACAACGAUUGUCACGGCACAAAUCCCAAUGGGGUUUAUCUCUGGGGGGCUGAUGGCACUAUUUUUGCUAUAGGAGUGAGCUGGUUCACUUGGAAGGGUCACGACUACUCCCUGAAAUCCAUCAGCAUGAAGGUCCGUCCUGUACAGUAGUUCUGCAGGACAGCAACAUGUCCUCAGCUGAUAUCAAUCACAUGUAAUCACUCAUCACUUUAAGAUGGAAACAGAUCCACACAGUGUGAUCAUGUCUACGUUUUAAAUUCAAACUGAAUCACUAUUUGCUUCACGCUGACAAUAAAUGAAAACAAAUAG
Messenger RNA from Trematomus bernacchii (emerald rockcod), 903 nucleotides. Its product is annotated as microfibril-associated glycoprotein 4-like. Bases 16 to 744 code for a protein of 242 amino acids. Gene Ontology annotation, biological process: elastic fiber assembly. NCBI's taxonomy places the organism in Eukaryota, Metazoa, Chordata, Actinopteri, Perciformes, Nototheniidae. The record is from RefSeq and is a predicted model, not a curated record. The transcript has 5 exons.